This is a messenger RNA of Erigeron canadensis, 342 nucleotides long. RefSeq lists its product as uncharacterized. Bases 1 to 342 code for a protein of 113 amino acids. The transcript has a single exon. The record is from RefSeq and is a predicted model, not a curated record. Lineage: Eukaryota; Viridiplantae; Streptophyta; Magnoliopsida; Asterales; Asteraceae.
AUGGUGUUCAACACCGUGUUAGUAGCCACGGUGGCGACAGUCUCCGCCGACGUAUGGCAAUCAGUGGCAUGUUUUUCCGAACACAUAUCAUCCGAUGAACUCCUAGAUCUAGUCAUAUGUUUCCCUUUACAACAGCUUGGUCGUUUCGCUAUCUGUGUUUGGAAUUUCUUUUGUAUCCCCCCGUCCCCACCUGACGCUUAUUAUUAUUCUUCUUAUUCUUAUUAUGACGAUGACGAUGAGGAAACGGAUUACGAUUCCGAUGCUACUCCCGCCGUUGCCGGUGGGUUUUCCGGCUAUGAUCAUGGCCGGCGAAUUUCGUAUUCCGAUUCCCAUUCCGAUUGA